GGCACGAGGGGGAAAAAUGAUGGCAAGGACUGCUGUUCAGGGUGCGCCGUGAUCAAUUACGUCAAAAGAAGUUACCAAGGUGCGUGGUGACGUCGCAGCCAUGGCGGAGAGUCAGCGUUAUGACGUCGGUCCAGAGAGUGAUCUAAGCUCGAAACCUUCCACUACCCAUGCACAGCGUGCUUACAGAGCCAUGGACCAUAGAAAUGGGGACGAAACGAGUUGCAGCAGCAGUACUCACAGCAACAACAACAGCUGUAGCAGCAGCAACACCGCCAGUAACAACAGCAUUAUAAGCGACGCAGGGGGAAUCACCAAACAGACCCCCUUCAACCAGAACUCUUCCUCGGGACAGCAUCCCGAUCAACAAGAACAGGACCAACAACAGCAGCAACAAAAACGCCAAAGUCUCAAUGGUGGCAUCAGUAACGGAGGCAGCGGUGGACUGUCGUCACCAGCCAACCAGAAAGCAACUGUGAACGGCAGCAAUAAGGGGACAACGACACGCACCAACGGAUCUCAAGUGUACUACGAUUUAUCGCAACCUUUACCAAAGCUUCCAGUUCCUGAGCUGCAGAGUACGAUGGAGAAGUACCUGAGUCUGGUGAAAACUGUGAUGUCACCACACGAGUUUUCCCGCACAAAGUACAUCGUGGACGAGUUCUGCAAGACCCAGGCCCAAGGUCAUGAACUCCAAGAGCACUUGCUCAAGCGACAACAAGGAAUGGACAACUGGGCAAAUGAUCUCUGGAUUCACGACAUGUACCUGAACAUCCAGGUGCCUCUGACCAUCAACUCCAACGCUGCGGCCAUGUUUCCAUAUCAAGCCUUUCCAUCUCAGAGGGAACAGCUAAGAUUCACAGCAAAGUUCGUCCGGGGUCUAUUGGACUUCAAAAGACUCACAGACACGCGCACACUUCCCAUUGAGAGAUGCAGAUACAAAGAAAAGGGUCAGCCGAUGUGCAUGGAGCAGCAUUACAGACUGUUUACAUCAUACAGGGAGCCAGGGAGGGAGAGAGACGUCAUGAGGUCGGACACGGGAACGCCUGGCAGAGAUUUUAUCAUUGUAGCGUGUCGGAACCAGGUCCAGUUCAUCGUUGCUGAGGACGGCACGUGUGGCGUGAACAUGGAGCACUCGGUGGUGGAAGGCAUUGCUCUUUGUAGUGCUGUUGAGCACGCAUUCAGCGUCAUGGGUAAAGACAACUUCUCUGACAAGAUCUGUGAUCCAGCAAGUCUUGCGCUGCCAAAGUGUCUACAAUGGAACUUGACAACACAGUCUUUGAGAGAUAUUGAAGUCGCUAAAGAGAAUGUUGCGAGGCUGGUUGAUGACUUUGACCUGGCUGUCUUCCGUUUCCCCCGCUAUGGACGAGAGUUCAUCAAAGCCCAGGGCAUGAGUCCAGAUGCCUACAUCCAACUAGCGCUACAGCUCACCUAUUACAAAAUCCAUGGAUGUUUGACGUCGACGUACGAGAGCGCCUCGGUGCGCCGUUACCGACACGGCAGGGUAGACAACAUCCGGGCUAACUCUCCCGCCGCCCUUGCCUGGAUCAAGGCAAUGUUGGGCCAAACGGAGGCAACGGAUGAGGAUAAACGUAGACUUCUGACUGAAGCUGUCCAGUGGCAACAAGACAACAUGCUUGAAACAAUCUUGGGUCAUGGCACGGACUUGCACAUCCUAGGCCUCCGCGAGGCUGCAGCUGAGCUCGGCUUGCCUACGCCAGACCUGUUCCAAGACGCUUCAUAUAAAGCGUUCAACUGUUUCAAACUUUCCACAAGUCAGGUCCCGAUGACUUCUGACUUCUGGAUGGGCUACGGGGCUGUUGUUCCCGACGGUUACGGCUGCUGCUACAACCCCCAGGCCCCAGACAGCAUUGUGUUCAGCGUGGCGUCCUUUCUCUCCUGCUAUGACACGUCAUCAGAAAUGUUCACCCAGUCCCUUGAGUCAAGUCUCUUACAGAUGGCCGAGAUAUGUACUGUUGAAUCCGAUGUCAAGGUGCAGAAUCCAAAUUCUAAGGAGAGAUGAACAAUUCUGAGAAUCAUAUUAUUAUGACUUACUUAAUUCUAAUACUUGAUUCUCCUUCGGAUGGC
Messenger RNA from Aplysia californica (California sea hare), 2085 nucleotides. Its product is annotated as choline acetyltransferase. Gene Ontology annotation, molecular function: choline O-acetyltransferase activity. Gene Ontology annotation, cellular component: cytoplasm; neuron projection. NCBI's taxonomy places the organism in Eukaryota, Metazoa, Mollusca, Gastropoda, Aplysiida, Aplysiidae. Gene Ontology annotation, biological process: neuromuscular synaptic transmission; acetylcholine biosynthetic process. The record is from RefSeq and is marked provisional.